CAUCAUCAUUGUGCUAGGGCAAAGAAACCAAGAUAUGGUUCAUUCCCACGUUGAUUGCUUUUGCUUUACUCGAAUUCUUUUGCUCUAUUCUCUCUUCGUCCUAGCUUUUGCUGAAGCUCCUUAUAACUUUUGUUCAAACACUACUAUUGGCAGUCCAAUUCAAUACAAUCUCAAUAAUCUCUUCCUUUCUUUGCACUCAAAUGCUUCAGUUUCAAAUUUCUAUUAUACGUCUAUUGGAAAUGGCCCAGAUAGACUAUUUGGCCUCUACAUGUGCCUCGACUAUGUCACAAAUGUAAGCUGUCAGGAUUGCAUAACAAUGGCUUCAACUGACCUCACGAAACUUUGUCCGGAAGCAAGGGAAGCGGUAAUGUGGGAAGAAUUAUGUGAAGUUCGUUACUCAUAUAAAGAUUUCUACGGCCAGUACAUGUUAAAUGUCACAGGAAAUCUUUUUACAGAUAUAAACAUGAUGAAUAUAUCGGAACCAGAGCAAUAUAGAUCCAUUGUGAAUGACACACUAGGUGAUCUUACAAAGCAGGCAGCUUUUGGCUCUUUGGCCAACAUGUAUGCUACUGGUGAAGUUCCCUUCAUAGAUAGAACCAUCUAUGCUUUAGUGCAGUGCUCAGGAAAUUUAUCUGCAGAAGAUUGCAAUUCAUGCCUUCACAUUGCUAUCACAGAAAUUCUAACUUGCUGCUAUUCUGCUAUUGGUGCUAGAGUUAUGGGUACUAGUUGCUAUUUACGGUAUGAGGUAUAUCCUUUCUAUGGUGAUGCACUAGCACCACCAAAAAAUUUGAUAGCUGGAAGUGGUGGAAGGAAAAAAUGGAUGAUCAUAAUCCUUACAAUUGUAUCAGUAUGCCUGGCAAUAGCACUUUUAGGUUAUUGUGUCUACUGUCAUGUAAACAAUAAAAGAACUCAAAAGAGAAGAAAAGACAUGAAAGAUCAGGAAUCCCCUAAUAUUAGUUUGACAUCUAUAUGUGAAGCUACUAACAACUUCUCUGAAUCAAAUAAGCUUGGACAAGGUGGCUUUGGUUCUGUUUACAAGGGUUUAUUAAGUGAUGGAAAGGAAGUAGCUGUCAAAAGGCUUUCAAGAAGUUCUGAACAAGGUUUGAGGGAAUUCACCACUGAAGUUCAACUAAUUAAGAAACUUCAACACAAAAAUCUUGUCAGGCUUUGGGGUUUUUGUGUAAAAGGAGAUGAAAAGUUGUUUGUCUACGAGUAUAUGCCUAAUAACAGCCUUGAUGUCUUUCUCUUUGAUCCAAAGAAACGUGUGCAGCUCAAUUGGAGUAGACGUCUUAGUAUUAUUAGUGGAAUUGCACGAGGGGUUUUAUGCCUUCACGAGGAUUCUCGACUUAGAGUCAUUCAUAGGGACCUUAAAGCUAGCAAUGUGUUGUUGGAUCAUGACAUGAAUCCAAAGAUCUCAGAUUUUGGAAUGGCAAAAAUAUUUGAAGGAAAUCAAAGUGAAUCCACCACAGGAAUAAUUGUUGGGACAUAG
Molecule: messenger RNA, 1489 nt
Organism: Quercus robur (English oak)
Lineage: Eukaryota; Viridiplantae; Streptophyta; Magnoliopsida; Fagales; Fagaceae
Product: cysteine-rich receptor-like protein kinase 6
Exons: 5
Coding region: 35-1489 (484 amino acids)
Biological process (GO): protein phosphorylation
Molecular function (GO): protein kinase activity; ATP binding
Source: RefSeq, a predicted model, not a curated record